AUGAUAGGUGACGGCAGCAGCGGCGUUGCCGUCGACGUACAAAUUGGGCACGUUGUCAUCCCUUGCGCAAGUGCAGCCACCGCAGCUCCUUCCGCUGUGGCGCUCCCGUUGGCCGAGCCGGCGCACAAGAGAGCGCGUGUUGACACUGUGACGACGCUGAGUAACCCCUCGACGCAGACGAACGUUGUGAUUGCUGCCGCGUGGUCGGAGGAGCACAUCGCCGAGGCUCUUCGACGGUACGCUGUCGCGUCGCUCACGGUAACUUCAGGUGAGGUGGCAGAGGGCGGCAGCCCUUUACCCUCCUCAACGGCUACCGCGGCCGCGGCUGUUCUCAAGACUGUAAAUGAAUCUGCCAGCAGCUGGGUGGCUGCGUGGCCCGCGGUGCGUCUCUCCCCGACACGUGCAAACGUGGCUGACGGCGAUAGUGAGGCAACGAAGUCCACCUCGGCCGGCUGGUCGGCAGUCAGCUUCUCCUUCGUACCUGGCGUUCUUGUGCCAUCACCCUUGGCUACCACUAAGGAAGGUCACGCCAGCGUCAGCGAGGUAACCGUGCCGGACGCUGCGCCAGCUGUGGACGCAACGACGCUUCGUGUCUUGGCGGCGAUCUCUCUUCCUCGUGCACUCUGUGUUCCCUACAGAGGCACUGCGAUGGAAGCCGUGGCUGAUAGCUGCUCCGGGUGCGUGUCUGCCGUACUGACCGAGCGCAUCCAAAUCCGAGCUUCCACAGCGACACCUGCAUCGAGGUUGGCGUCGUUUCCAUGCAUGGAUAGCGUGUUGCCGGCGGAGCUGCUGGCGAGACCUAUCUUUCUCGUCGGGGCUGGCGGCAUCGGCUGUGAAGUGCUCAAGGUUCUCGUGCUAAGAGGCUUCACGCAGAUCCACCUCAUCGACCUCGACACAAUUGACGCCACCAACCUGAAUCGGCAGUUUCUCUUUCAGGUGUCUGAUGUGGGCCAAUCAAAGGCAAUCACGGCACGCCGCGUCGUACUUGACUGGUUCGCAGCCACCAACGUCCCGUCACCGGACCACACUGGCGCUCUCCGUGGCCGUCGCACACCGCCAUGCAUUGUGGCGUACCACGACAGCGUCAAAGCGGAUCGCUACGACGAUGCCUUCUACCGGCAGUUCGCCGUGGUGCUAGGCGCGUUGGACAACGUGUCGGCACGGCAGCAUGUGAACCGCAUGUGCAUGCGCAACAACGUUCCCCUCAUCGAGAGCGGGACGAUGGGAUACAACGGGCAGGUCCAACCGAUGCUCAAGGAUGUGUACGAGUGCUACGACUGCCGACCAAAGCCGCCAGACACCAAAACGUUUGCCGUGUGCACCAUUCACGCACGCCCCACAACGAUGGUGCACUGCGUGCACUACGCAAAGGAGCUGUACGAGACUCUUUUUGGCAGCAGCCCGUCGGACACAGAUGGCAAGGAGGCGGGUGCCCUCGCUUCUACUAGGACCACUGCUGCGACCGACACCGCCUCUGCCAAGUCUUCGCAAGAGGUGAAGGAGCAGCAGAGGGCAGCAGCGCCGAGUGACGGGGGCGAGCUGUCGUAUCUACGCACCAUGGUGUCUGACUGGCGCUGUCGAGUUGCCACUGUGCCGAGCGGGUUAACAGGCGCCUCUAUGCUAGGGCACAGUGAUGGCGGUGACGUUGAUAGCGGCAGCGCUUCGUCGGCGGCUGCCCUCGCUGUGAAGUUGCUGCGCCUCCUCUUUGUGGCCAACAUUGAGGCGCUUCUCUCUCUGAAGUCGUUCUGGCCAGGGAAGUCGCCGGAGCCGCUGAGCUCCGGCCACCUGCACUGCG
This is a messenger RNA of Leishmania braziliensis MHOM/BR/75/M2904, 1795 nucleotides long. Its product is annotated as ubiquitin-activating enzyme-like protein. Gene Ontology annotation, molecular function: SUMO activating enzyme activity. The record is from RefSeq and is a predicted model, not a curated record. The transcript has a single exon. Gene Ontology annotation, biological process: protein sumoylation. Gene Ontology annotation, cellular component: SUMO activating enzyme complex; cytoplasm. Lineage: Eukaryota; Euglenozoa; Kinetoplastea; Trypanosomatida; Trypanosomatidae. The annotation marks the transcript as partial.